AACUUAUGCUUGAGUAAUUUUUAUUACCCCAAAUGUUGAAAUUUCAAUCAAUAAUAAAUACAUUGUUCGACCAAUCAUUUUGCUCCACAUUGUCGGAUUAUGAGAUAAAACCCCGAGUCUUCCCAAUUUUGAGGUUAUGUAAAGUUCUUUGAGCCGAGUCAGACGCGAUGUAUUUACCUCAAAUUUGCCUAAUUUUCACACUUUGCGUCCUUUCUAGCGUCCUUGCAGUCACAGAAGAGGAUGAGGGCGUAAAAUACGCCAACAGAUGUGAAGUUUGCAAAAUAUUAGCAGUAGAAUUGGAAAGCCGGCUCGAGGAGACUGGUAAAACGCACGACGUGAUCGAAACCGGCUACGAAGUCGAUGACGUCAAACCGAAAAAAAAGAAAGACUACAAGAAAUCAGAGUUGAGACUAGUGGAGUCUUUGGAGGGUGUCUGCGAACGGAUUUUGGAGUACAACAUCCAUAAAGAGCGUGAGGAUAGUACCAGAUUUGCGAAAGGGAUGAGUCAGACAUUUCAGACCCUUCAUGGGUUGGUCGACAAGGGGGUUAAAGUCGAAUUGGGGAUCCCCUACGAGCUUUGGGACAAGCCCAGUGUCGAGGUCACAAACAUGAAGACGCAAUGCGAGACUCUGCUAGAGCAGAACGAGGGGGAUAUCGAAGAGUGGUAUUUCAACCACCAAGGGAAGCAAAGUCUCAAAAAAUAUUUAUGUGAAGACAGGGCGUUGAGAAAUGAAGACACUUCGUGUCUGAAUGAAGUCUUCAAGGGUGAUAAAGGGGACCGAAAGUCGAAAAAAGAUGAAUUGUGAUAAUAUACCUAAUUAUGCUCUCUUUAGUUUUUAAUAAAACACUCGAAUGAG
Messenger RNA from Tribolium madens (black flour beetle), 857 nucleotides. RefSeq names its product protein canopy 4 (gene CNPYb). Bases 168 to 806 code for a protein of 212 amino acids. Gene Ontology annotation, cellular component: endomembrane system. Gene Ontology annotation, molecular function: signaling receptor binding. The transcript has 2 exons. The record is from RefSeq and is a predicted model, not a curated record. NCBI's taxonomy places the organism in Eukaryota, Metazoa, Arthropoda, Insecta, Coleoptera, Tenebrionidae.